Molecule: messenger RNA, 892 nt
Organism: Guyanagaster necrorhizus
Lineage: Eukaryota; Fungi; Basidiomycota; Agaricomycetes; Agaricales; Physalacriaceae
Exons: 1
Coding region: 90-659 (189 amino acids)
Source: RefSeq, a predicted model, not a curated record
GAAGACAGGCAGCUCAGGAAGGCCCUAGGGAAGUCGAGCCCCCCCCACCCAAGAUAUGAAACGACGUCGCGUAAAGGAGCGAAGUAAAUAUGACAAGGUGCGCUUCUGCGGAGAUCGCACCCUCUCAGCCAGCAUCCGCCUUUGCCACACACAUCCUCCCGCUUCAUCGAAGCGUACUGGGGCUGAGAGAACUCCCAAAUCACUGUUUCACCUGUUUAUCAGCAUGUCGCCCCAGUCAUGUGGCUGGAUUUAUGGAGGCGUUUAUGAACAGCGAUAGGAUUUUUUCAGGUAGGGCGUGUUUCGCAAAAAAACGUAACAUCAUUCGGCGGUCUUUGCGAAAACCCAUGAUUUUCCCCCCCUCCUCUCGUCACAGAAGAGUCUUCGGCAGCUGCAUAAGGUCAGAUAACCUUUCGACGACACAUAGAAGAGGGCACAAAACAUAUGUACCUUUCUCCCUCGAUGCAUCUAUCUCCUUGUCACUGUUCAAGACUCAUCUGAUCCAUGUAAAUAUAACCCACUGGCUUCUUGUUCCUGCGAGAUGCCUCGUUGGAUUAACACUGCUGCUCUCGCCAACGGUGGGUAGCGGUCGUUCGGGCCACAAUCGCGAUCGCCAAGUUCAGUAUGACGGCAUGGAUUCUCUCAUAUCGCACCGGAAAUGAAGUUUCUGCCUGAAGGAUUCCUCAUCUCGCCGAGGAGAGCGAGGGGAGACCGUUAAGUACGGGUCUCCAUAACAUCCCGAUGUCGUCUCUCCAAACGUGAACAUCCAUCCAAGGACGGUGCGUGGGGGAUCGUCCGCACCACCGCCUAUAGAGCGCCCAUUGGCAGCUCUCGAAUAACCGAAACUGUUCAGCCACCGCCGACGUCUUUUUACGUUGAACGGGUGACCGCCUUU